This is a messenger RNA of Octopus sinensis (East Asian common octopus), 513 nucleotides long. Its product is annotated as cGMP-specific 3',5'-cyclic phosphodiesterase-like. The record is from RefSeq and is a predicted model, not a curated record. NCBI's taxonomy places the organism in Eukaryota, Metazoa, Mollusca, Cephalopoda, Octopoda, Octopodidae. The transcript has a single exon. The coding region runs from base 1 to 513 and encodes 170 amino acids.
AUGCCGAGUAACCCAUCGGAUAACCCGUCGGAUAAAAUGCCGAGUAACCCAUCGGAUAACCCGUCGGAUAAAAUGACGAGUAACCCAUCGGAUAAUCCGUCGGAUAAAAUGACGAGUAACCCAUCGGAUAACCCGUCAGAUAAAAUGCCGAGUAACCCAUCGGAUAACCCGUCAGAUAAAAUGACGAGUAACCCAUCGGAUAACCCGUCAGAUAAAAUGACGAGUAACCCAUCGGAUAACCCGUCGGAUAAAAUGACGAGUAACCCAUCGGAUAACCCGUCGGAUAAAAUGCCGAGUAACCCAUCGGAUAACCCGUCAGAUAAAAUGACGAGUAACCCAUCGGAUAACCCGUCGGAUAAAAUGCCGAGUAACCCAUCGGAUAACCCGUCGGAUAAAAUGCCGAGUAACCCAUCGGAUAACCCGUCGGAUAAAAUCCGAGUAACCCAUCGGAUAACCCGUCAGAUAAUGACGAGUAACCCAUCGGAUAACCCGUCGGAUAAAAUGGACGAGUAA